AUGAGUGUUAAUAUACCGAAACUAUCAGAGUCUCCGAAAGUCUCUGAGUUGAGUGAUUUUUGCCCGGCACUUAACUUAUAUCUUAAACCAAUUGCACGUGUUUGUAUAACAGUUCAGAUCCCCUUGCUCCAUGAUACAUCUGGUCAGUUAAAAUCCUUCACUACGUGGGAAAUAAUCGAAAAAAUUCGACAACUUUGUCCUGGAAUACUUGCCCCAUCAACUGUGAUGAAAGUGGUUCACACUACAUUAGAAUUCGUUAGGUUUUCGGUUGAUCUGGAAUGUAAAUCAGAUGUCAGACGUGUUGUUACAAGUUUGGAAAGUCAGUUCAUCAAGUUAAGUGGCUUUCCGCAAAAUCUUCGAGUUCGUGCAAGUGAAGCUCCUUAUGACUGUCCAAGACGUCAUGAUUGGGAGGCAUUUUUUCGUGAUGCUCAAAAUAUGGAUGAAACUAAAUCUGGUGAGAGACCUGAUACUCUUGUACUCACUGGUCUUCCUGUCAGAUGGUUUGCUAGUGCAUCACACAACAGACCAUGCUUUAGCGUUAAUAGUGGUUACACUAAUAGCAGUUACUUAUCGCUCCUUGUUGAUGAAGAGAAACCCAAUCCUUCAAUUCUAAAGGAAGCAUUUGAAGUAUUUGGAAAAAUUCGAGAGAUUGAUAUUCCUCUUUUGGAUCCUGCUCAAAAUCUUGAUUGUUUAGAUGAAUAUAUAAAGAAUAGUGAUGCUGUUGAAAAUUCCCAUACUACUACUACUACUACUACUACUACUACUACUACUACUACUACUACUACUACUACUACUACUUUAUUAUCUAAGACUGUCAACAAAUCUGAUGAAUCACCAUUUUAUAAUGAAUCAAAUUAUUCAAAUGAAUAUGUUGGCGGAUUUGGAAAAAUUUGUCCUGAUACAAUAGGUAUUUUAAAUCCAUCUAGCCAGUUGAAUGUUAAUACUUUAUGUACAGAUAUAGGAAUUACUUCUUCAAGUUUAUAUAAUUUGUCAAAAUUAAAAAAUCCAAUGGAUUAUUAA
Heterobilharzia americana is the source of this 1020-nucleotide messenger RNA. The record is from the annotation of a GenBank genome assembly. Lineage: Eukaryota; Metazoa; Platyhelminthes; Trematoda; Strigeidida; Schistosomatidae.